Trematomus bernacchii (emerald rockcod) is the source of this 2179-nucleotide messenger RNA. RefSeq names its product calreticulin-like. Gene Ontology annotation, molecular function: calcium ion binding. NCBI's taxonomy places the organism in Eukaryota, Metazoa, Chordata, Actinopteri, Perciformes, Nototheniidae. The transcript is spliced from 9 exons. The coding region runs from base 111 to 1373 and encodes 420 amino acids. Gene Ontology annotation, biological process: protein folding. Gene Ontology annotation, cellular component: endoplasmic reticulum; endoplasmic reticulum membrane. The record is from RefSeq and is a predicted model, not a curated record.
UCUGUUCACUGGAGCGACUCUAAAAUAUUCUCCUCUCUUCCUUCUCUACAGGGUUUUCAAUACUCAGCAAGGACGUUGUCGGUAGUGAAAAGUUGAUCAGAGGUGGGAAAAUGCAAGUCUUGGGUGUAGUUGCGGUAAUAUUAGCAGUGUACUGUGUACAUGCAAAGAUCUACUUUCGGGAGGAGUUUCUCGACGGUGAUGAAUGGAGAAGUCGCUGGGUAAACUCCAAACACAAAACUGACUAUGGAGAGUGGAAACUAACAGCUGGCAACUUCUAUGGAGAUGCUGAGAAAGACAAAGGUUUGCAAACAAGCCAGGAUGCUCGCUUCUAUGCCACCUCUGCCCGUUUUGAGCCUUUCAGCAAUGAGGACAAGCCUUUAGUCAUUCAGUUUACUGUGAAGCAUGAGCAGAAGAUUGACUGUGGUGGUGGUUAUGUGAAGGUCUUCCCUUCUGACUUGGAGCAGACUGAAAUGCAUGGAGAUUCCUCAUACUACAUCAUGUUUGGCCCUGAUAUCUGUGGGUACAGCACCAAGAAAGUACACGUCAUCUUCAAUUACAAGGGCAAGAAUCACCUCAUCAAGAAAGAGAUUAAGUGCAAGGAUGAUGAGCUGACCCACAUGUACACGUUGAUCCUGAAUCCAGAUCAGACCUAUGAGGUAAAGAUUGAUAAUGAGAAGGUAGAAUCUGGCAGCCUGGAAGAGGACUGGGACUUAUUGCCUGCUAAGAAAAUCAAGGAUCCUGAAGCUAAGAAGCCAGAGGACUGGGAUGAUCGUGCCAAGGUUGACGAUGCUGAAGACGCCAAGCCUGAGGAGUGGGACAAACCUGAGAACAUUCCAGACCCUGAUGCUAAAAAGCCCGAAGACUGGGACGUAGAUAUGGAUGGAGAGUGGGAGCCAGCCAUGAUCCCUAACCAAGAGUACAAGGGAGAAUGGAAACCCAAACAGAUCGACAACCCCGACUACAAAGGAGCCUGGGUGCAUCCUGAGAUUGACAAUCCUGAAUACAGUGCUGAUUCAAACAUCUACAAGUUUGAUAAGAUUUCUGUGUUAGGUCUUGAUCUUUGGCAGGUGAAAUCUGGUACCAUCUUUGACAACUUCUUGAUCACCGACGAUGUGAAGGAAGCAGAAGACAUUACCAACGAGACAUGGGGUGCAACAAAGGAACCAGAGAGGAAAAUGAAACAGGAGCAAGAUGACCUGAAACGAAAGGAAGAGGAGGAGAAGACCAAAGAACAAGAAACCGAAGGUGAUGAAGAGGAUGCUGAAGACGAGGAAGAUGAAGACCUUGAUGAGGAAGAAGACACUAAGGAUGAAAUGGAGGAGGCACUUUCAGAAAUGGAUGAAGAGGAAGCAAAGCUUAAAGAUGAGCUUUGAGGAGGUGUGGCCAGAGAUGGUGUCUGUCCCUCCUCUAAAGACUCUGUCCUGUAUUUCCCAGGGGUAUUGUGGCUGCUGUGCAUCCUUUCCCUGAGAAAAGGACACAACCUAAUUGGUGGGCAAAUGUAGUGAAGGGGGGCAAGUGGUUGAUAAUUGACAUAGUUUCUGUUUAGUGUUGGUCAUUAUAUUAUCAUGUUGCCUCUAGCUACUGGUUUGAUUUUACGGUUUUCCAUCCAUAUCCAUUCCUCAUUUUGUUAUUACAGAGAAUAUGGAGGCACUGACAUCUGCCUUUUUCUUGAUCUUCACAUCUACCCCUGUAAAAGUUGCACAGUUAACCAAAAGCUGUGAUAAAAAAUGUCAAAUUGAGAUUUGCUGAGCAUAAGAAUUAGCCAUUCAUUGUCCCUGGGGGGAAAUUCCUCUUACAACCUGGUGAAACAAACAUUGCACAUAUCUGAACAUACAACGCAUAAACAAAUCACAAAAAUUAAGAUUGUAAUCUAAUUUAUUUCGGUUGUCUGUUGCACUGACAUUUUAUUUUCCUUGUCACACGUUAAGAAAUAAUUCAAUAAAGUGUUUAAGCAUAAACAUUUAAUCUUUUAAGUGCACGAGGAAAUAGUUUUUCUGCAUUGAAAUGGCAUUUAUGUCUUCAUGGUAAUGUGAUGGAACCUGCGUCACAUGCUGAACAUCUGGAGAAACAGAUGCUGAGCCCCUGGUGUGACUCAUGACAUCACUAAUGGUCCCACGGUUAUUUUUAUUGGACAGAAUGUUAUUGAUACCAAAGUUUUUAUUAAAAGAAUAUAACCUUA